This is a messenger RNA of Phragmites australis (common reed), 2350 nucleotides long. Its product is annotated as calmodulin-binding protein 60 C-like. Bases 191 to 2110 code for a protein of 639 amino acids. Gene Ontology annotation, molecular function: sequence-specific DNA binding; calmodulin binding; DNA-binding transcription factor activity. Gene Ontology annotation, biological process: regulation of salicylic acid biosynthetic process. NCBI's taxonomy places the organism in Eukaryota, Viridiplantae, Streptophyta, Magnoliopsida, Poales, Poaceae. The record is from RefSeq and is a predicted model, not a curated record. Gene Ontology annotation, cellular component: nucleus. The transcript is spliced from 10 exons.
GUGAGCUCGGAAGGCCACCACCGGCACCGGGAGAGGAAAAGUACGGCAAGUUUCUCCUGCUCUCUUCCGCGCCCAUAUAUAGCAGACGGAAACAACGAAGCAGCACACACACAAGCGCAGGCGAAAGCAAGCUGCAAACGAGUGCCGACGCGUCGAGUAGGAGGCGGCGCAGAGCUGCAGCUAGCGUCUGAUGCCGCCGAAGCGGCGGCGGGUGGGUGGAGGCGGCGGCGGCGGCGGCGACAGGGUAGAAGGAGGAGGAGGAAGGUCAACGCCGCCGCCGCCGCCGGCGCUGAAGAGGCGGUGCCGCUCGUUCGACCUUGAGAUUAGGGGCUGCAGGCACCACCAGGAGCUUGCCACUAGGGUGGAGGCGAUCGAGACCGCCGUUAGCCGGAUACCGGAAGAGCUGAGAAAAGUACUCACAAGCUUCUUCAACCAUGUUCCUGGAGCGAGAUUUGAACAGAACCUGCCUCCAACUUAUGAACUCAGAUUUGUGAAUAGCUUGAGUGAUGACAUCUUUACAAAGAGGGAGGUCCGGGCAGGGGACGGGAGUCAAAUCAAGAUAAGAAUGGUUGUAAGCAAUCAGCAAGGCAGCAAUUGUCCCCGCCUUCUUUCCGCCAAUGUCAAGAUUGUAGUUCUUGAUGGUGACUUCAAUGUGGAUAAUCGCGAGGUCUGGACAUCCGAGGAGUUUGACAACCAUAUAGUACGCCCACGUGACAAAGUUGGGGCGGUGCUUACUGGAAAGCUGGAUGUCAAACUGGAAAAAGGUGAGGCUUAUCUUCCCAAAGUUACUUUCAUCGAUAACUCCAGCUUCACAAGGAGUCGAAAGUUCAGGCUUGGGGUAAAGCUUACUGAUGAUCUUGGUGAGCGAGUUCAAGAAGGUAUAACUGAACCUUUCACUGUGAAGGACCGCCGUGGAGAAGGAUACAAAAAACGUGACAUUCCAAGGUCAGACGAUGAAGUGUGGCGCCUGAAAAAGAUUGCAAAAGGUGGUGUCUUCCAUGAGGCGUUGGAACAGAGUGGCAUUCCUUCAGUGAAGCACUUAUUGAGGUUGUAUUAUAAGGAUGCAAAAGCUCUGAGCAAUAUUCUAAACGCCUCACAGUCGGUCUGGACAACUAUUGUUGAUCAUGCUAAAAAGUGUGAUCCUGGGAGAUCCCUUUACUCUCACUUUCUGGAAGACAAGAAAAUUAGGCUGUACUUCAGUUCUCUGGGUCAGAUUGUUGGAGCAACAAUAGCUGGUCAGUAUAAUGAUUUUGGAGAUCUUGAUACGCCUUGGAAGGCCCAAUUGGAAAAAUGGGGUAAGGAUGUAUAUGAAUGUAUAACCUACCAUCAACCUGAUUAUGAAAUGUAUAAUAGCCAACCAAGACCAAUUAACUGCAGUACUCUUCAGUAUUCAAUCACGCCAGGGCCUAAAUCUACUGAACCUACUGUUUUUCCAGAUCAAAAUAUUCGUGAACUUGGUGAGCAAGACACUUCAAAGGGCAACGGAUUUUCUGGUACUCACUCCCAACAGUGUACAUUUAGAAGGCUUGGAUCCGUGCGAGUGAGGACCUUACCUUCUGCACAAGAAAACAAUGAAACUGAUGCGUAUUUUGACAUCGAUGUCCAGCUGGGUUCUGGACCUGAAAUCCAUUAUGGAACUCCGGAUGCAAAUUACAAUACAGGUUCAGUGACACUCAAUUGCCCAACUACUGCGACAGGCGAAAUUAUAGCAUCAGUAGCACUGGAUCAAGCAGCCUUGACAAUGCAUCAAGGGGAUUAUCAGAUGCCUUUCACAAACGAUGAUCCUUUAUAUGGUCACUGGUAUCCAGAGCAGCAAGUGACUUCUCAGUAUGCAUCUCCUUUCUCACUGAGUAUGCAAGCUGACCUUCCUGUUUUAUCAACACAAAAUAACUUCAGCAUGGAUCAGUUGUUCGAAAAUAUGCCCGACGAUAACCCUCAGUUCUGUGCACCCGUUGUGAGCGAGCUGCCAACUGAUGUUCACAGUGACAUGAAAAAGCUGCCCUCCUACCGGAGGUGGGUUAAAUUGAUCGCACCUGUGAAGUGGAAGGCUAUGGUAAGGGCUUCCAAGAGAGCAAGGCUUAUGCUUGAGCAAGAAGGUUGGAGUUCCUGAGCAAGUGAAACUAAUAAAACUGUUGUUGAUGUUUUGCUCUUGUAAUAGUGUUCUGUAUGGUGUCUGAAUUGUAUUCGUGUAUUAAUAUUGUUUACUGUACGUAUGACAUUUGUUCAUACAUUUGAUGUACAUAUGUACUAUGUAGUGAGAUUUGUGUAACUUACCAUAAACCAGCUACUUGUCAUGUUGGUAGCCCCAUGUCUGUUGAAAUAAGAAAGAUGGAAGAUCGUCACUCUUGCA